Messenger RNA from Asparagus officinalis (garden asparagus), 2450 nucleotides. RefSeq names its product serine/threonine-protein kinase 38-like. The record is from RefSeq and is a predicted model, not a curated record. NCBI's taxonomy places the organism in Eukaryota, Viridiplantae, Streptophyta, Magnoliopsida, Asparagales, Asparagaceae. Bases 244 to 1950 code for a protein of 568 amino acids. Gene Ontology annotation, biological process: intracellular signal transduction; peptidyl-serine phosphorylation. Gene Ontology annotation, molecular function: ATP binding; protein serine/threonine kinase activity. The transcript has 14 exons.
CUUCGCUUUCUUUUUCAUUCAUCUGACGACGAAGGUGGAAAGAAAGCGGCCGAAGGCGCAGUUGCGAAGAGUCAAAGCGACGUUUUCAUUUUGCAUUUGAUUUUUUCUCCAAAAAUUCGGGAUUAAUUCGUGCGAUUUCGGAUUCUUCCAUCUCAGGACUAUUGGCUUAGGCAGAACAAUCUUACUCAGUAGAAAAGUGACACCAAAGAAGACCUCUUUAGGCAAUGUUACUGGCUUGUUGAUAUGGAUUCUGCAAGGAGUUGGUUCCAAAAAUUCCAACCUAGAGACAAGAUGAAGCCUGGGGUCUCUGGGGCAACCAAGAAUAAGGAGUCAGAGAGUUUUCAGAAGCCCCCAAUUGAUGAGGCACCUUCAAACAUCACGAAGCAGAAGGUUGCUGCUGCUAAGCAAUAUAUUGAGAAUCACUACAAGACCCAGAUGAAAUCCUUACAAGAUCGAAAAGAGAGGCGGUGGAUCUUGGAGAGGAAGCUUGCUGAUGCUGAAGUUACUGAGGAGGAGCAGAGCAAUCUUUUGAAGUACUUGGAGCAAAAGGAAACUGAAUACAUGCGUCUUCAGAGGCACAAAAUGGGAGUUGAUGAUUUUGAACUGCUGACAAUUAUUGGGAGGGGCGCAUUUGGAGAGGUGAGACUUUGUAGAGAGAAGACCACAGGACACGUCUAUGCAAUGAAAAAACUUAAGAAGUCUGAAAUGCUUCGUAGGGGCCAGGUGGAGCAUGUCAAAGCUGAAAGAAAUCUUCUUGCAGAGGUUGAUAGUGCUUGUAUUGUGAAACUCUAUUGCUCUUUCCAAGAUGAUGAGUUUUUGUAUCUCAUCAUGGAAUAUCUUCCUGGUGGAGAUAUGAUGACAUUACUGAUGCGCAAAGAUACAUUGACAGAAGAUGAAGCCAGAUUUUAUGUUGGACAAACAGUAUUAGCUAUUGAAUCUAUUCACAAACACAAUUAUAUUCAUAGGGAUAUAAAACCUGACAAUUUAUUGUUAGACCGAAAUGGUCACAUGAAGCUCUCCGAUUUCGGACUGUGCAAGCCUUUGGAUAGUAGUAGCUUUCCAAAUUUGAGCGAGCCUGAGUAUGCCGUGGGACGCAACGUAACUCCUACAUCCAACAGUGAUAAGCGUUUCUCGUCCCCUGCACCCAGGCGUACACAACAAGAACAACUAUUGCAUUGGCAAAAAAACAGGAGAACAUUGGUGCCUAUAUUCUACUGUUUGGAAACACCGCCAGAUUACAUUGCUCCUGAAGUUCUUUUGAAGAAAGGAUAUGGAAUGGAGUGUGAUUGGUGGUCUCUUGGAGCAAUAAUGUAUGAGAUGCUUGUCGGUUACCCUCCAUUUUAUUCUGAAGAUCCAAUGUCAACCUGUAGAAAGAUUGUUAAUUGGAGAAAUCACUUAAAAUUUCCUGAGGAGGCAAAGCUUUCACCUGAAGCUAAAGAUCUCAUUAGCAAACUGCUCUGUAAUGUUGAACAGAGGCUUGGAACAAGGGGAGCCCACGAAAUAAAGGCACAUCCAUGGUUUAAAGGUGUCCAGUGGGAUAGACUAUAUCAAAUGGAAGCUGCUUUCAAGCCAGAGGUGAAGGAUGAGUUGGACACUCAAAAUUUUGAGAAAUUUGAGGAGUCUGCAACUCCAAUGCAAACUUCUUCAAAAUCUGGCCCCUGGAGGAAGAUGCUUUCAUCCAAAGAUGUGAAUUUUGUCGGUUACACUUACAAGAACUUCGAGAUUGUUAAUGACCAUAACAUCGCUGGCAUUGCUGAGCUGAAGAAAAAGAACAAGCCAAAAAGACCAUCUAUCAAGACAUUAUUUGAGUCGGAAGCAGCUCCCGAUGAGGCUGCCCAAGGGAGUUUCCUCAAGAUGAUGCCUACACAUAUGGAGGUUUCUGAAAGCCCCGAGCCAUCACCUCACUCCAGCAAACCACCACCUUACCAACCCCAAUCUCGACGUAGAUAGAAAAUGGUAUUUAUGAGUAACUGGUCAUAACCGAAGAAUCCAAGAGCAGAGGGGGGAAGAAAAAGGAAUUCUUCCAUCGGUGCUCUACUCUACUGUUUAGUCUUUGGUCCCAUUUAUAUGUCUGUUUAACAGACCAUUCAUUCCUCUUCCUUCACCUAUCUUCCAUCACCUAGAUAAAGGUGGGAGGGGUAGAGGUAUGGAUUUUGGUCCCUCACUGUAAAUUUGUGCUUAUCACUCGUACCGUUGAAUUCGGGUUCUAAUUUGUUACAUUGUUUUUCCGGUUGAACAUGAAAAGCGGUUAUUCUUUCAUUCAGAACCUAGAUCAAUGAUGGUCAGUUUGUAAUCUGAAGGCAUAUGUGUCCUGCGAAGCAAACCUAUGAUGUGAAUGGGCGAGAACGCAGCAGUUCAGUAUGGAUAAGUUGUUUGUAAUAUAUUUUUGAAUGAUCUUUUUCGUUGUUGUUUAAAUACAACUUAUUGUAGAGGCAUCAUUUAUUGAUUUC